Molecule: messenger RNA, 465 nt
Organism: Symbiodinium pilosum
Lineage: Eukaryota; Dinophyceae; Suessiales; Symbiodiniaceae
Source: the annotation of a GenBank genome assembly
AUGGCCCUUCGCCUCGUGCUGGUCCUGUUGGUGACCAUUCAGGGCAGCCAAGCCAAGAACGAGACCACAGCAACUACCCCUGCGGCUUUGGGCAACCUGAUCCAUUGCCCUUGCGGGGCCAAGUGCCAGAAGGAUUUGGGAAAGUGGCACACCUUCGAUGUCGGCCAGUCCUGCAUGUGCCAGGCCUGCUCACAAGGCAACCUGCGCGGUUCGGAGACUCAACAGGCAAAGUCCCUGAUGGCACCCCCAGCUGAAGCCAAGCAGGCAGAGGCGGAGUUCCUGGACUGGGACAGCGGCGUGAUGCCAAGCAGCAACCUCUUGUACUGCAGGUGCGGCACCAACUUGUGGGGAACAGGCUGCCGCCCAUGCCGAGACCCAUGCCGGUGCGGGCGGGACUGCGUUGACUGGGUGCAGGGACCUUGGGGAGGCUCCUGGUGCGUAGAGUAUCGCUGCAGGCAGUGCUAA